AUGACCGGCGCGGACGCGGACGACGACGACCACGUCGAGAUCGUGACGUUCACGAUCGAAGAGGCGUACGUCUACGCGAUUCCCCCCACGGCGACGCACGCGGGUCACCGAGCGGACAGCUGGGACGUCGAGAAGUGGCUCCGAGCGGUGCGCGUCAAAGUCACCAGUCGCGGCUCGCGAGCGUCGAUAAAAUUGCUCGACGUCGAGUCCGGCGAGCUCUUCGCGGAGUGUCCGCUGCCGAAAGACGCGAAGGUCGCGACCGUCGUGGAGCCCGUCAUCGACAGCUCGAGGUACUUCGUCCUGCGCGUGGAGGACGAGGCGACGCGGCGGCACGCGUUCUUGGGGUUGGGGUUUCGAGAGCGCGACGCCGCGAGCGAUUUUAAGCUCGCGGUGCAAGAGCAGCAGCAGCAGAGGGAUCGAGAGAGGACCGCGGCGGCGCUCGCGGAGGAGCGCGAGAGAGCCGUCGCGGCCGCGGCCGCGGGCGGCGGUAACGGCGGUGACGGCGGCGGCCCGCCGAGGCUGCACGAUUACUCCUUGAAAGGGACGAUCAACAUCAACGUGUCGUCGAAGCUCGUCGGACGCGAACCGCACGCGAAGAGAGUCGCGGGGGGCGCGGCGGCGACCGCGGCGACCGCGACGAUCGCGCCGCCGCCGCCGGGCGCGCCGAUCCCGGUGCUCGCGCCGCCGCCGGGGGGGUUCCCGCCGCACAUCGAAAACCGGGUCGCUGGGAUGAUACGGUCGCCGACCGCGGGCGCGGGGAUGGGCGCGGCGCCGUCGCCGGCGAGCAUGAGCGUGACGCCGCCGCCGCCGCCGCCGCCGCCGCCGCCGGCGGACGACGCGGGCGGGGGGUGGGCGACGUUCGACGACCCGCCGGCGUCGAACGCGGGCGGGGGCGACGACUGGGCGGACUUCCAGAGCUGA
Molecule: messenger RNA, 921 nt
Organism: Micromonas pusilla CCMP1545
Lineage: Eukaryota; Viridiplantae; Chlorophyta; Mamiellophyceae; Mamiellales; Mamiellaceae
Exons: 2
Coding region: 1-921 (306 amino acids)
Biological process (GO): endocytosis
Cellular component (GO): clathrin vesicle coat; membrane
Source: RefSeq, a predicted model, not a curated record